AUGAACUACUCAUGGGAACAUAUUAGGACACAAGUGAGACAGUUUAGAGCUAAUCUACAGGCCAUUUACCCCGUUCAAGUGCUGGCCAUCACAAAGGAUUUUGCAAUUCAUGACAAUGUGCUCUAUUUUCUAUCCAAUAACAGAGAUGCCUCAGACUGGUGUCCAACGAGACAAAUGCAAAUUUACCAGUCGAGGCUGGAUCAAUGCAAUACUCACCUAGUUGAACAAGACGACAAAAACUACUUGAUGACCAUCAGUACUAUACCCAUCAUGGAGCGGUCUUUGGUGUUCAAUGACUACAUUGCGUUGGUAGAGAAUGAGUUGGACAAAUCGACAUUUUACCGACAAUUACAGAUUCCAGGUGUAUCCACAUUUGACAUCAAAGACGACACCAUCAUGUUUACAUUUCAGCAUGAUUUGUAUAUCGGAAAGCUUGGCAAGAUACCCAGAUUAAUACCAUAUAAAUCAGCCUCUGCAUCAACGAAUAACAGGAAUACACCCACCAAUACCAGCCCUACAUCGGCCUAUUCACCUAUAAUCAACGACAUUGACAUGGAUUCAAUCAGUAAACAAACACCUUAUACCAACACUCAAGAGCCCCCUACCGAUCAAUCGCAUCGAUCAGAUCCCAAACUGGGUGGUUUCUUCAACGACAGAAUUGCAUUUGUACGAAAUCGUGAUAUCUGGGUGACGGAUUGGAAUGGCAAUGAUACGCAAUUGACAUUUUGCUCCAGCGACACAUCCGAUCCCUCACUGAAGUGUGGAGUGGCAGAGUACAUGAUGCAGGAAGAAUUUCACAGAUUCACUGGUUAUUACUGGUCUCCGCCCAUUACAAAUACCAAACAGCGAACCGAGAGAAUAUUGUAUCUAGAAACAUCUGAAUCACAGGUGGAGCAAGUGUUCAUCUCCAAAUCAUCCUCAUCCUCAUCAUCCACAUCCACACCACCCUCCAUGACAGAUACUACAAACACGUCAGCGGCAGCAGCAGAUUCGAUCCGGUAUCCCCGCGCAGGAAAACCUAAUGCAAAGAGCACAAUCAAGAUUGUAGAAUUUGAAAUAGGAGAUACAUCGCCUGUCAAUAUCCGACAUAAGCAAUUGUGGGGCAAAAAUGAAAUCAGGGCAUUGUUCCCCUGGGUAGAAUACAUUGUUCGAUUUGGCUGGUUGCCUGAUGGUCAAAGUGUUUGGCUGCAGCUACUCUCCAGGGAUCAGCAAACAUCUGCUGUUGUCAAACUACAUUUAGAUCAAUUUUCAAUCGAGGAGGAAAACAGAACUGGCCAUAAUGGCAUCCAAACCGAGAUUUUGUGGCAUGAAACGAGCACAGCUUGGAUCAACAUUAAUGAUGUCUACUAUUUCAUGCAAUCAUCAGACACCGCUACUGUAACAAAACUGAUUUGGAGUUCCGAAAAGGUCAAUGGCUACCGGCAUUUGUUUCUGGUAGAGAAAUCAGUGGAUCAACAAGAGGCGCAAGUGACACAGUUGACAGAGGGUGAGUGGUGUUGUGUGAAUCGGCCUUUGUAUGUGGAUGAAGCGAGAUCUCUAGUCUAUUUUUCAGCAAAAAUGCACACUCCUCUGGAGUCCCAUUUUUAUGUCACGUCUUACAGCCAUCACCAACACCGGCCAUGCCAGCCUACGCUCUUGACAAAGCUUGGCUUCAGCCAUACAAUUACAAUGGAUUCACCAGAUUACUUUGUCGAUUGCUUCUCCACUCUUCAUGACCCUCAGGUCACUGUAGUUCAGAAAUUGAGUCAUACCAAAGCAAAUCCAGUUGUGUUGGAUAGCAUAUCCUUGUUGAUCCCAGUAUCGCUCAGGAGUGAUUGUGAGACGCCACCUUCGCCACCCUCAUCUACCACCAAUCUGAUAGAAGGCAACAACUAUGAAAUUUGCCGAUAUAGCACGGAUCCAUUGAUUAGAGACCUGGAACAUACUCGUGAGAGCAACAUGUCGAAAUACAAUGAUUCAGUGGAACCUAAUGGCGAGAUAUUCAGUUUUACAACGUCAGACGGUGAGAAACUCUAUGGCUGUCUGUACAAACCCAACAACUAUCAAGCUGGGCGAAGCUAUCCUACACUGUUGCACAUUUAUGGUGGCCCUACUACUCAACUGGUUGUCAAUGAAUUCAAAUUUCCUCGCUUGAUACGAUAUCUCAUGGCUGCUUACUUUGGAUUUGCAGUGGUGAUCAUCGACAGUCGUGGUUCCAGUGAUCGAGGGCUCAAAUUUGAAUCACAUAUCCAAUAUCGACUAGGCACAGUGGAACUCAAAGAUCAAUUAGAAGGAUUACAGUUUUUACAAGAUACGAAAUUUGGUGCUCUACUAGCCGAUCAUCAAGAUGAGCUGGUGUCUGUGGUGGAUCUUAAUCGACUUGCGAUUACAGGGUGGUCCUAUGGUGGUUAUUUGAGUUUGAUGGCACUAGCACAAUACCCCGAUAGAUUCAAAAUGUCCAUUGCUGGUGCUCCAGUAACUCAAUGGGAGUUGUAUGAUGCUGCCUAUACAGAAAGGUAUAUGGGAAAGCCAGAGGAAAAUCCUCAGCCCUAUCGCGAUAGCAAUGUGCUGACCUAUGUGGAUCGAUUUCCCAACAAUGAAAAUCGUCUCUUAAUAGCUCAUGGUUUGAUUGACGAAAAUGUACAUUUCAAAAACACAGAAUUAUUGGUGUCGCAAUUGGUCAAACUCAAGAAACCACAUUAUUUGCAAGUGUAUCCGUCAGAAAAACAUGGGCUAAGACAUGCUAGCGUUAAUGAACAUUUUGAGACGUUGAUGUUUUAUUGGCUUUCCAAUUAUCUGUAA
This is a messenger RNA of Mucor velutinosus, 2781 nucleotides long. RefSeq names its product Myblike DNAbinding domain-containing protein (gene SNAPC4). The record is from RefSeq and is a predicted model, not a curated record. Gene Ontology annotation, biological process: proteolysis. Bases 1 to 2781 code for a protein of 926 amino acids. Lineage: Eukaryota; Fungi; Mucoromycota; Mucoromycetes; Mucorales; Mucoraceae. The transcript is spliced from 6 exons. Gene Ontology annotation, molecular function: dipeptidyl-peptidase activity; serine-type peptidase activity.